This is a messenger RNA of Ostrea edulis (European flat oyster), 1431 nucleotides long. Its product is annotated as peroxynitrite isomerase THAP4-like. The transcript is spliced from 6 exons. Bases 125 to 613 code for a protein of 162 amino acids. NCBI's taxonomy places the organism in Eukaryota, Metazoa, Mollusca, Bivalvia, Ostreida, Ostreidae. The record is from RefSeq and is a predicted model, not a curated record.
GUUAAAUUUAUGUUGAAGGAGAGCGUAUCGGUCAACUCACUCGUUUCUUGCUGCGACCCGAGUUGGAUCUAUGGGCGACCCCUGUUCGUACCCGAGAGACUAGAUAGGUGAUAAAACAUACAGAAUGGCUGGGAAAGAUGCGCCACUACAUAACGCUGCUAAACCUCUGGAAUGGUUGAUUGGUAAAUGGAAAGGCCAGGGAAAGGGGAUAUACCCAACUAUUCAGGAUUUUGAUUUUCUGGAAGAAUUAGAAUUUUUCCAUGUAGGUCAACCAAUGCUUCAAUUUAGCUUUUACUCUGUAAAUAAAGAAACGAACAAACCUCUUCAUAGGGAAAUUGGAUUUAUCCGGAUUAAACCAGGAACAAAUCAAAUUGCUUGCAUAUCAUCACAUAAUAAUGGUGUAAGUGAAAUGGCAGAGGGAACAGUUGCAGGCCAGAUUGUUAGUUUGGAAUCACAUACGAUAGGAAGAAUGACGUUUGGAAAAGAUCCAAAGACUGUGAAGCUGAAGAGAACCUUUACUCUUGAUGGAGACACACUACAUCAGGUGGUGUACAUGGAAACUGACACCGUUCCUUUAACAGAACAUCUAAGGACAACAUACAAGAAAGUUUAAUUACGUCCUAGUAGUCAUGAAUAUUUCAACGACCUUGACUUUUUGUACGCCUGUCAUAGAAUCAUACAUGUAGAUGGAGUAUAUCAUGGUAUGAUGCACUGCGUUUGUCAGCACCUUGUGGGUCAGAUAAAAACAAGGAUAGAAUCAUCAAACGUGGUACACAUGUUCCCAAUAACUAGAGUAAACAACCUAUUGAUUUCCAAAUUCAUGGGUCAGAAGUCAAGGUCAAAGUUACAUGAGUAAUUCUACAGGCUCAAAACAAGAUAGAAAGAGUACUUAUGAAUUUAGGAUAAUCAAGAUUAAAAGAAAGUUUCAAGGCCAUAGGUCAAGAUCGUACCUGCAUGGGUACUUCUGCAGGCACAACACAAGAUAGAAGCAGUACUAAUAAGGGUAGCAUGAUAAAACUUGCUACAUAUAUUUAACUACGACAGGCGGAUUUUAUUAUGAUAUGGUGCAGUAUUCCUGUAUGCCUGUCUAUAAAUUAGCAGUCGCCUGUUCAUCAGCACGUGGUAGGGAGGUUAAAGUGUUCUAAUAAGGCUGGGAAACCCUUCGAAUUAGCAUUUUAUUGUUACUCUUCAAUGUCAGAGAAAGUGCUCACAGAACGCUGUCAAAGCCAUUAAUCGCCAAGGAUUAGACGUUGGUCCUUUCACUACUAACCGCAGUACUAAACGUAAAGAAAUGCAUAUUGUACGGGUGUGUUUUGGUGUAUGACCUCUUUCAUGUACUUCCAACCUUGUCAGUCAUUUAACACGCAAUUUUGCUAUGUAUGUGAUGAAAUUUAUCAUUGAAGUUAUUAGAAUAAUAAAUGAUUGCCUUCA